AUGUCGAUUAAACCUGAGAAUGUUGUGAAGAAAUAUGGAAAAGGGAAAGAUUAUCUGACUUACGAAGAAACCCUCCAUUUUCUUGCGAAGCACGCGAAUGUCCACAUCAACAAAGCAAAUCCAAAUUUGGGACAAUUGAAAGACUACGAGUUGGUGGUUCGCCUGAUGGACAAAGAUAAGAACAACAAAAUUGAUUUUUCAGAAGUCUCCAAACUCGUUGACAAAGCAAAUAAGCGCAAAGUGAGUUACUUUCCUCGAGACUUAUAUGAUUUUGCGUUUGAAGUCAUCGACACGGACGACAGCGGUUAUUUAGAACGCGAAGAAGUUACCUUUUUCAUAGAGACGUACUUACAACGCAAGCCGUGUCGCAAAGAAGUUGCGAAGGUCAUCGCAAAACUUGAUGCGAACAAAGACGGCAAAAUCUCGAAAGAUGAGUUUCUCGAAGUGUUUUCGCCCGACGUCCAGAAGUGGCGAACGACGUUCGAUAUGUACGACGCGAACAAAGACGGACUAAUUAGUCAAAAAGAGGCGGCUAAUAUACUCCAGACAAUUAGUGGCGAAUUUACAACACAACUCAAAGCAACAUUUGUUGUGUUAUUUAAUUUAUUUGACAAAGGGCCUAAAGGUGGGUUGAAUAUAGUUGAGUUCAACAAACUCUCGCAACUUAUAUUUGAAUGUUCACUUUCAUUUUCGAUCAACGAUUUCUAUGAGCUCAUUUUCGAUCAGAUCGACACAAACGCAACAAAUGAAAUUUCAAGUGUGCAGCUUAAGGACUUCUUAAAAAGGCAGAAAGAAUUUGUCACCGACGAAGAGGUGAACGAUUUUAUUAGAAUAAUUGACAUCGACGGGAAUGGGAAAAUAAAUAAAAGAGAAUUCGUCGGAGCAAUGCACUCGCUCCUUGCCUUAUAUUGA
Molecule: messenger RNA, 912 nt
Organism: Entamoeba invadens IP1
Lineage: Eukaryota; Evosea; Mastigamoebida; Endamoebidae
Product: calmodulin, putative
Exons: 1
Coding region: 1-912 (303 amino acids)
Molecular function (GO): calcium ion binding
Source: RefSeq, a predicted model, not a curated record